This is a messenger RNA of Botrytis byssoidea, 687 nucleotides long. RefSeq lists its product as uncharacterized. Lineage: Eukaryota; Fungi; Ascomycota; Leotiomycetes; Helotiales; Sclerotiniaceae. Gene Ontology annotation, biological process: sphingolipid biosynthetic process; very long-chain fatty acid biosynthetic process; fatty acid elongation. The record is from RefSeq and is a predicted model, not a curated record. The transcript is spliced from 3 exons. Gene Ontology annotation, cellular component: endoplasmic reticulum membrane. Bases 1 to 687 code for a protein of 228 amino acids. Gene Ontology annotation, molecular function: 3-hydroxyacyl-CoA dehydratase activity.
AUGGAUCCCCAAGAUACUCGCUCACCCCCCGUCAAAAAGCGUGGUCCGAAACCCCUCCAGUCCUCCAAUCGCAAAACCCAAUACCUAAUCCUCUACAACUUUGUGUCCGCACUUCUCUGGCUCGUCGUUUUGGGCCGAGUAGUUCUCCUUGUCCCACUCGUCGGAUUCGGGCGUUUAUAUCCUGCUGUCGGUACUUUUGUAAAAUGGACACAAACCAUGGCACUUUUGGAGGUUGUGCAUGCAGCUCUUGGAGUUGUACGAGCCCCAAUUAGUACAACCGGUAUGCAAGUAGCUAGUCGACUCCUCCUCGUCUGGUUCAUCGUCAACCCAUUUCCAUGGGUAGCAAAAAGCACCGGGUACUCUACAAUGCUCAUUGCAUGGAGUGUCACCGAAGUAAUUCGAUACUCUUACUUCGUUAUCACACUUAGUGGAUACAAGCCCGAUAUUGUUACUUGGUUUCGCUAUAAUACCUUCUUCGUUUUAUAUCCAUUGGGGAUCAGUAGUGAAUGUUGGUUGAUUUAUAAAGCUAUUGAACCUGCGGGAGAAAUAUAUGGAUCUCUGUAUCCUUUAGUUUUGAAAGCAAUUCUGCUGAUUUAUAUUCCUGGUUCAUAUAUUUUAUUCACACACAUGAUUAAGCAAAGGAGUAAGGUUUUGCGAGCACAACGAGAGAUGUUGAAAGAUGAAUAG